UCACCUGCUGUUCUUGUCCAGGGCAGCUCACGGGGAGGCGCCCAGAAGCCGGCGGUGGUGCGGGGAAGCUGGCACUGAGCUGCUCCCCGGAGGUGGCGAAAGGGCCCAGACCUGCCUGCUUCCUGGUCUGACCGCGCCUGCGCCUUCUCAGUUACAGGAUGUCCGAAGGGGACAGCGUGGGAGACUCCGUCCACGGGAAGCCUUCUGUGGUGUACAGGUUCUUCACACGCCUCGGCCAGAUCUACCAGUCCUGGCUGGACAAGUCCACGCCGCACACGGCCGUGCGAUGGGUGGCGACGCUGGGCCUGACCUUCGUCUACAUGGUCCGGGUCUACCUGCUGCAGGGCUGGUACAUCGUGACCUACGCCUUGGGGAUCUACCACCUGAACCUCUUCAUCGCUUUCCUGUCUCCCAAGGUGGACCCGUCCUUGAUGGAGGACUCAGAUGACGGCCCCUCGUUGCCAACCAAACAGAACGAGGAGUUCCGGCCGUUCAUCCGGAGGCUCCCGGAGUUUAAGUUUUGGCACUCGGCCACCAAGGGCAUCCUGGUGGCCAUGGUCUGCACCUUCUUCGAGGCGUUCAACGUUCCGGUGUUCUGGCCCAUCCUGGUCAUGUACUUCAUCAUGCUCUUCUGCAUCACCAUGAAGAGGCAGAUCAAGCACAUGAUCAAGUACCGGUACAUCCCGUUCACGCACGGCAAGAGGACGUACAAGGGGAAGGAGGACGCGGGCAAGACGUUUGCGAGUUAGACGGCCGCCCGGCCGCCCCCCGGAGCCCUCGGCGCGUCUGAGCCGUUGUAACAGCGCCUCUUUCUUCACAUAAAGUAGUUGAUGGCGAGGGAGUUGGAUUUUCUUUUUAAAAAGGAGCUUCAAUUAUUUGUAACUGAAAUAACAGGUUCUCGAGGAAACUGACACGGAACCUGCAUUGCAUUGAUUCAUUUACAGUGACACCAGGUGUUUAAAUGGACAGAAUGAGUCAGUCAGGCUGGGCGGCCAGUCGAGGGGGCUGGGGGCGAAGGACCCCCUAGGCGGCCGUGGCCCGGCCCAGCGGAGCCUGCGGUGGAGCAGCUGCGUUCACGAGGUGGCACGAAUGCUGGGUCCCAGCCGCUUCCCAGCCUCGCCUCGCGGAGGUGGUCCCACCGGCCUCGUGACUGGAAGCUCUGGUCCUAGCCACGUGAUUGCUCUUGGGGCCUGGAAUUAUAAAUAUAUAUUUUAAUUGUUUGAGAUUAUUUUGACCUAUUUCUUUCAUCCGUGAAGAGUUGCUGAAUGUGAAUGUUCCUGGUUCUGUGGGUCCGGCCGGCUCCCUGCGAGGAUCAGCUGGGACCUGCAUGCCGACGUCCGAUGUGAUGGAAACAUACUCGUGACCCCUUUACUCAGUGACUUUUUAAUUCAAACUUUAUUAAAGACGGUGUGCCCUU
Molecule: messenger RNA, 1417 nt
Organism: Myotis davidii
Lineage: Eukaryota; Metazoa; Chordata; Mammalia; Chiroptera; Vespertilionidae
Gene: RER1
Product: retention in endoplasmic reticulum sorting receptor 1
Exons: 6
Coding region: 159-749 (196 amino acids)
Biological process (GO): protein retention in ER lumen; retrograde vesicle-mediated transport, Golgi to endoplasmic reticulum
Cellular component (GO): Golgi membrane
Source: RefSeq, a predicted model, not a curated record